Molecule: messenger RNA, 992 nt
Organism: Pseudoliparis swirei
Lineage: Eukaryota; Metazoa; Chordata; Actinopteri; Perciformes; Liparidae
Product: protein kinase C epsilon type-like
Exons: 3
Coding region: 96-521 (141 amino acids)
Biological process (GO): protein phosphorylation
Molecular function (GO): protein serine/threonine kinase activity; ATP binding
Source: RefSeq, a predicted model, not a curated record
UUGUAAGCCUCCCUUAUUCACUUUGAACGUGCGACUAGAUCCUUCAGGAGCUGGAUUACGGCCCGUCGGUGGACUGGUGGGCCCUGGGGGUGCUGAUGUACGAGAUGAUGGCGGGUCAGCCGCCAUUCGAAGCCGACAACGAAGACGACCUGUUUGAGUCCAUCCUCCACGACGACGUCCUCUUCCCCGUCUGGCUCGGCAAGGAGGCCGUGGCCAUCCUCAAAGCGUUCAUGACCAAGAGUCCCAGCAAGCGCCUGGGCUGCGUGGCGGCUCACGGUCUGGAGGAGGCCAUCAAGCUCCACGUGUUCUUCAGAGAGAUCGACUGGACGCUGCUGGAGCAGCGGAAGCUCCGCCCGCCGUUCAAGCCUCGCAUCAAAACCAAAAGGGACGUGAACAACUUCGACCAGGACUUCACGCGAGAGGAACCCAACCUGACGCCGGUGGAGGACAACAUCGUCAAGCAGAUCAACCAGGACGAGUUCAAAGGGUUCUCCUACUGUGGAGACGAGACUGUGGGCUAGACACACACACACACACACACACACACACACACGCUGACACAGAUAAUGUAACAUGUUUACACACACCACACACACCACGGCAGAGAUGUAAUAUUUGAAGAAACACACGGCCCCGAGACCUCCUGAAGAUCCUCAGAUUCUGAGCGCUCCAGGAAUUAUACUAGACCAUCGGGUAUCUCUCUCUCUCUCUCUCUCUCUCUCUCUCUCUAAUGCCAUCAAAUGAUCGAGCAGCAUGCAAGAAAGGUCGGAAACUGUAAGAAAACCCCUUCGUUGAAUUUCCAGAAGGCUCUUUUGAAGUAGAUCGAUGGGCAAGGUCACGGCCUGUAAGUGUGUGUGUGUGUGUGUGUGCCCGAUAACGUGAGUGCAAGAGUGCAUGCAUGCAUCGUUGCUAUACUGCACCUCUUGUCAUUUCUGCACAUGCUGUGCUGUAUCCUGUGUCUGCGUGUUUAAAGAAUGUUUCUCUUCCCUAAA